CAGCCGCGGCCGGCGGGGAGGCGGCGCCCGGCGGGGCUGCCCCAUGGUCUUGCGGGGGCCGUGGGGGAGCUGCGGGGGCCCCGGCGCGGCGCUCGCUCUCCUGCGCGCCCUCCGCACUAGGAUGUUGCGGCAGGUCUUGCACAGGGGGCUGGGGACGUCCUUCUCCCGGCUCGGCCACUUCGUCGCCAGCCACCCGGUGUUCUUCGCCUCGGCGCCCGUUCUCAUCUCCAUCCUGCUGGGCGCCAGCUUCAGCCGCUACCAGGUGGAGGAGAGCGUGGAGCACCUCCUGGCCCCCACGCACAGCUUGGCCAAGAUCGAGAGGAACCUGGUGGACAGCCUCUUCCCGGUGAACCGCUCCAAGCACCGGCUCUACUCUGACCUGCAGACGCCUGGGAGGUACGGCCGGGUGAUCAUCACCUCCUUCCGCAAGGCCAACAUGCUGGACCAGCACCACACCGAUCUCAUCCUCAAGUUGCACUCUGCAGUGACCAGGAUCCAAGUUCAAAGACCUGGUUUCAAUUACACGUUUGCCCAUAUAUGUAUCCUGAACAAUGACAAGACAUGCAUAGUGGACGACAUAGUGCAUGUACUGGAGGAAUUAAAGGCUGCUCGUUCUUCUAAUCGAACUAAUUUUGCAAUCACUUACCCGAUUACUCACUUAAAGGAUGGCAGGGAAGUGUAUAAUGGGCAUCAGCUCGGUGGGGUUACUGUGCACAGCAAGGACCGGGUGAAGUCUGCGGAAGCCAUUCAGCUCACCUACUACUUGCAGGCAAUCAACUCCUUGAAUGACAUGGUGGCAGAGAAGUGGGAAUCCAUUUUUUGUGACACUGUUGAACUUUUCCAGAAAUCCAACAGGAAAGUCAAAAUGUAUCCUUUCACUUCUUCUUCGCUGAAGGAGGAUUUCCAGAAGACGAGCAGGGUGUCAGAACGCUACCUGAUCACAAGCUUGGUCCUUGUGGUCACCUUGGCCAUUCUCUGCUGCUCCAUGCAGGAUUGUGUCCGCAGCAAACCCUGGCUUGGCCUUCUGGGAUUGCUGACAGUGACCCUUGCCACCCUGACUGCAGCUGGGAUCAUCAAUCUCACUGGUGGGAAAUACAAUUCCACCUUCCUGGGAAUCCCCUUCAUCCUGUUAGGUCAUGGGUUGUAUGGGACUUUUGAAAUGUUGUCCUCCUGGAGAAAAACUAGAGAAGACCAACACGUUAAAGAGAGGACUGCAGCUGUAUUUGCAGACUCCAUGCUCUCGUUUUCUCUCACCACUGCCAUGUACCUGGUCACUUUUGGAAUAGGUGCCAGUCCCUUCACUAACAUUGAAGCAGCCAGGAUUUUCUGCUGCAAUUCCUGUAUUGCAAUUUUCUUCAACUACCUCUAUGUACUCUCCUUUUAUGGUUCCAGCCUGGUGUUUACUGGCUACAUAGAAAACAACUACCAGCAUAGUAUCUUCUGCAGAAAGGUACCAAAGCCAGAGGUAUUGCAAGAGAAGCCUGCAUGGUAUAGGUUUCUUCUGACAGCCAAAUUCAGUGAGGACACGGAUGAUUCAGAGGAAACGAACACUUACGAGAGUCAUCUUUUGGUGUGGUUCCUGAAACGCUAUUAUUGUGACUGGAUAACAAACACUUACGUCAAGCCUUUUGUAGUUCUCUUUUACCUUGUUUAUAUUUCCUUUGCCUUAAUGGGCUACCUGCAGGUCAGUGAGGGGUCAGACCUGAGCAACAUCGUAGCGACUGCGACUCGGACCAUCGAGUACACAACUGCCCAGCAGAAGUAUUUCAGUAACUACAGCCCGGUCAUUGGGUUCUACAUCUACGAGUCGAUCGAGUACUGGAACACCAGUGUCCAGGAGGAUGUGUUGGAGUAUACCAAGGGCUUUGUGAGGAUAUCUUGGUUCGAGAGCUACUUAAAUUACCUUAGGAAACUCAACAUAUCUACUGGAUUGCCCAAGAAGAAUUUCACUGAUAUGUUGAGGAACUCCUUCCUGAAGACCCCUCAGUUUGCCCAUUUUUCAGAGGAUAUCAUCUUUUCCAAGAAAUACAACAAUGAAGUUGAUGUUGUGGCCUCCAGGAUGUUCUUGGUGGCCAAGACAAUGGAAACCAAGAGGGAAGAACUUUACGACCUCCUGGAGACCCUGAGGAAGCUCUCUCUCACCUCCAAGGUGAAAUUCAUCGUUUUCAAUCCAUCAUUUGUGUACAUGGAUCGUUAUGCCUCUUCAGUGGGAGCCCCCUUACAAAACUCCUGCAUUAGUGCUUUAUUUCUGCUCUUCUUCUCUGCAUUCCUGGUGGCAGACUCUCUGAUCAAUGUCUGGCUCACUCUAACUGUUGCCUCGGUUGAAUUUGGAGUUAUAGGUUUUAUGACCUUGUGGAAAGUGGAACUAGAUUGUAUUUCUGUGUUGUGCUUAAUUUACGGAAUUAAUUAUACAAUUGACAACUGUGCUCCACUGUUAUCAACCUUUGUCCUGGGCAAAGAGUUCACAAGAACUAAAUGGGUGAAAAAUGCCCUGGAAGUGCAUGGGGUAGCUAUUUUGCAGAGCUACCUCUGCUAUAUUGUUGGUCUGAUUCCUCUUGCAGCUGUGCCUUCAAAUCUGACCCGUACACUGUUCAGGUGCUUGUUUUUAAUAGCAUUAGUCACCUUCUUUCACUGCUUUGCCAUUUUACCUGUGAUACUGACUUUCCUGCCACCCUCCAAGAAGAAGAGGAAAGAGAAGAAGAAUCCUGAAAACCGUGAGGAAAUAGAGUGUGUUGAAAUGGUGGAUAUGGAUAGCACCCGAGUGGUCGACCAAAUUACAACAGUCUAACUUGAUUUGUUGGCUGCUUUUUUACACUAGGUCUUACUGAGGAAACAAAAAGAAACCAGUACUGACUAAAUGUGUGGGGAGAGGAAGGAGAUUGGAGGUUUUCCCCUCCCUUCUCUAAGCUAAAUCCAGGAAUAUUCAAAAUUAUGGGAGAAAUUAAAAAUAAAUUUAAAAAAAAAAAGAGCCGGGGUAUUGUACCUUGCUCAGUUCCUGUAACAGAUUAUAUGAGAGAAUUUGCACACUCAUGCAAAGAGAGGUUAAAUUGUAGAUGCAUGAAGUAAGAUCUAAUGGAAGAAGUUGGGUUCUUAAGCAGUCGUCUGCAUCGCCUGUACUGCAGAUGCUGCAAUUAUUGUGGCUAAACCAAAUCAUGUUGAAAGGUCAACUGUCAAGGCUGAAGUAGCACUAAAUGUUCGCUGGAUGUAAAGGCUUUACAAACUUUCUGCACAGCAAUAACUCAAGUCAGUGAGUCAGCUCUUAUAAGUCUUUGCCAUCACAUUUAAUUUUUCUUUUCUCCCCUAAUCUAAACAUUUAUGCAAGACUAUAUAAAAGAUAGCAAACUGUACUGGGAAAGAAGGCAGUACACAGCAACCAAGUGCUUUCCAAACACUUUUAUGUUAUGAAUCACAUUUUUUUUCCUAAAAGUAUCAUUAUUUUAAAAUGGAGAUCAUCCCUUGUAACAUUUUUAAUCAUGGUUUUAUAGCUGUUUCUUUUUCUUAUAAAAACAAAAAAGAACAAAAAAAAGGAACAAAAAAAUCCAUGUGACUCUGUCACUCUAGAAAAUAUAUAAUUCUAUUUUAUACAUGUCUCGCUACUAGUUAAACAUGUAAUCUGCUUUACUAACUGUAAUUUUGUUAGCACUCUACUAAGACACAUGAGUGGAUCUAGCAGCAGACAGAAGAUGGUGUACUGAAUAUUUCAGCACCAAAAUCCAUGAUACAAACCUCAGAUACUAAAAUGUCAUCAAGAAAGUGAAUGUUAGGGCUCUUUUAGUGAGAGCCUAUUUCAGGCCAUUCACUGGUAAUGCACACUAAGAGGAUUAGAGGGUAGUUUUACAUAAUGUAUAACUUAAUCCCUCGAUCGUCCUAGAGUACCUGUAAAGCAAUAGACCUUGCAGCUAUGGGCUCUUCCAGGAGACAGUAGACAGGGAGAGUUGUGUGGAACAAACCGAAGGUUGGGACUGUGGUUUAGUAGCAGCAAGUUUAACAACGUCCCCAAAGAGCCCAUAUCUAAGGAGCCUAUUGAAAACAUCACAUCUGAGAGGGGAAAAAAAACCAACUUAAAAAUAUUACAUUACUGGGUCUUUUUGGAGCCGUGAGUUCUAAAUCAAUAAUUCUGUCAGCAUCUGUGAUGUGGAGUAAUACAGAUAAAGCAGCAUCUCUUCCCUCCUCCACCCCCUCCACCCAUAAGCGCAACAAGCUCAUUACUGUAAGGUUUUAUCAUGCAGUUGAACCCUAGUGGGGAUGUGUAAGCCAAUUCUGUAGGUUUUGCUGAGAGUUUUCUGACCAUACAUUGCCUGUGAAAACCCAGUAGCAGGAAGCUGGCUGGUGUGUCGGGUGGUUUCAUAUGGACUGUUGCUUUGUGGUGCAAAAUGAAUGUAUUCCAACCGGACUCCCUUUUGCAGCUCAUCUGGAAACUAAGAGUACUUGAAAAGUUUUCAGCACAUGGCACAAAGUUUGCUUCAGUGCCAGUAUCUGGAGGGGAAGGGAUAUGGCAAGAGCCAUGGGGCUUGGAGCACUGGGAGCACUGUGGCUCAGGAGGCUGCCUGUGGUACCUGUACAGUCACUAGGACAUCUGUGGUCACAAACCCAGGGUGUGCUUCAUUCCAUGAAACAUCUCUUUAGCAUCCAAAUCCCAGUGACCCCCAAAUGCCCUGUGCAAAACCUGCAAAUGCCACCUACUGAAUAUUAAUUUUCAAGCCAAGAGAUACUUCUAAAGCAUCCUUCCUAGCAGAAAAUAAGAUAACCAGAUAUUUUGCCCUGAAGCAAAAUGUUACAUUCUCACUAGCAAAACAAGUCAGCAGUGCAGCUGGCAACAUUUACUUUCCCCUGGAUAAGUCCCUUCCCUGACCAGAAGAAAGGAAGCUGUGUCCAGGAAUGCACAGGCUCUUUGCUUAAGUAAACAACAGUUGCUUCGGUAGCAGCUGGGAAGCUGUAACAACAACUUCAGCCUUGGCAGAACACAGGCGGACACCUUGAAGACAGCCAGAUGAAUGUAAGGCUAGGAAAAAGAUCUGUUUCCCCUGUUUUCUUUAGACUCAGGCUUGGGGUUAUGUUUUCCAGCCAAAAAUUAUUCCUUAAAUAUACUUCACUGUAGAUUUUCUGUGAUCAUCAGUAUGUUGUUUAAAUAAUAGUCACCCUGUCCCCAGGCUGUUCAACAGGCAGCUGCAGUGGCUUUUAAACUUCUGAGGGCAUUAGCAAAUUAGCUGAGAGUUACAGAGGAAUUGCAAUUCCUCUGCAGUAAUCUACUGACCUGUGGGACACUUGGAAAUGGGACAUGUGUCAAAGAGGUUGUUUGUACACUGCAGAGAGGAAUACAUGGCAAACACUGAUUUUACACCUCUGCUAUCCCUCAUGCUAUCACUUGCAGACACCAGACACCAAGAUAGUUACCAUAAAUCUCCUCACAUCUAAUUGCAGUGCAUAGACAGGAGCAUCUUUAAAAAGAUGUCCAAAGACAAGAUUGCAGUUUCACAGAUCUCUUAUUAAAUCUCACCAUGUGAGGCCUUCAGAGAUCUUCAAGAAAGGUGAUAAAACCAGGGAUAAAAUUACUUCUCUAUCUCCAAACCUGUCAGAAAAAGGAUGUGGAGGCACUCCUGUGACAAAGUGCUGCAGAAGAGGCUUGGGUGUCCACAGAAGGCAGGGUGAGAAGUCAUGCAGUCCACGCCCUUGCCCCCAGGGCAGACUCAACAACAUGUAAAUAAUUUGUGAAGGAUGUUUGUUCAGCCCAUUCCUAAAAGUCUUUUUAAGGGCAGAUUCCUCUCCCAGCAGUUCUCCCCCA
Messenger RNA from Corvus hawaiiensis (hawaiian crow), 5782 nucleotides. It is a transcript of the gene PTCHD1, whose product is annotated as patched domain containing 1. Gene Ontology annotation, biological process: cognition; chemical synaptic transmission. The record is from RefSeq and is a predicted model, not a curated record. The transcript is spliced from 3 exons. Bases 44 to 2788 code for a protein of 914 amino acids. NCBI's taxonomy places the organism in Eukaryota, Metazoa, Chordata, Aves, Passeriformes, Corvidae. Gene Ontology annotation, cellular component: plasma membrane; synapse.